Messenger RNA from Hyaena hyaena (striped hyena), 1239 nucleotides. Its product is annotated as acetyl-CoA acetyltransferase, mitochondrial. Gene Ontology annotation, molecular function: acetyl-CoA C-acetyltransferase activity. The coding region runs from base 69 to 899 and encodes 276 amino acids. Gene Ontology annotation, biological process: fatty acid beta-oxidation. The transcript has 8 exons. NCBI's taxonomy places the organism in Eukaryota, Metazoa, Chordata, Mammalia, Carnivora, Hyaenidae. The record is from RefSeq and is a predicted model, not a curated record.
CGGCGCGGGGACUCAGCGGCGUCUGCGGUUAGUCUCCGCUGAAGCGGUGUGGCUCGGCGCCGAAGGUCAUGGGUGUGCUGGCGGCUCUUCUGCGUGGCGGCGCCCGUGGGCGCGGCCCCCUGCUCCGGAGGCUGAUGCGGGAAAUAAAAUACGUGGAGCGAAGUUAUGUAUCAAAGCCCACUUUGAAUGAAGUGGUCAUAGUAAGUGCCGCGAGAACGCCCAUCGGAUCCUUUCUAGGCAGCCUUUCCUCCCUGCCAGCCCCUCGGCUUGGCACCCUUGCAAUUCAGGGGGCCAUUGAGAAGGCAGGGAUUCCCAAAGAAGAAGUUAAGGAGGCAUACAUGGGGAACGUUCUACAAGGCGGUGAAGGUCAGGCCCCUGCGAGGCAAGCAGUCCUGGGCGCAGGCUUACCUAUUUCUACUCCGUGCACAACCGUAAACAAAGUCUGUGCCUCAGGCAUGAAGGCCAUCAUGAUGGCCUCCCAGAGCCUCAUGUGCGGACAUCAGGAUGUGAUGGUGGCAGGUGGGAUGGAGAGCAUGUCCAACGUCCCCUAUGUAAUGAACAGAGGUGCUACACCGUACGGCGGUGUGAAGCUUGAAGAUCUGAUUGUGAAAGAUGGGCUAACUGAUGUCUACAAUAAAAUCCAUAUGGGAAACUGUGCCGAGAACACGGCGAAGCAGCUGCACAUCACGCGGGAGGAGCAGGACUCGUACGCGGUGGGCUCCUACAGCAGAAGUCAGGCGGCCUGGGACGCCGGGCGGUUUGCAGACGAGGUCGUUCCAGUCACGAUCUCAGCCCGAGGUAAACCAGAUGUGGUGGUGAAAGAAGAUGAAGAGUACAGACGUGUUGACUUUAGCAAAGUUCCAAAACUGAAGACAGUUUUCCAAAAAGAAAAUGGUUAGUAUUAUGAAAUGAAGCGUGACAAGAAAUGGAGUUAAUAUACCAUAUCUAGUCUGGGAACCACUUAAGGAUUUUAAAAAUAAUUCUACAAAACAUCUACCUGUUACUUAAAAUUUUAACUUCACCUGGGUUCAUGUGAAAUGAACAAGUUCUAGUUAUCCAAAAAAAUCUUUAAAAUCCCUUACCGGUUAAUACCUUCAGUGUAUAAAUCCUAGGGAAGAGAUUGUAGAAUGGGUGCAGAAUUCAGUUUUUCAUACGCAGUUCAUCUUGAAAGUUUAUUGGGACAUGAAAGUCGCUGAUGUGUUAAGUCUGUUAGAUUUUUUUUUUUUUUUUUUUUAAGAA